AUGGCCACAGUAGAGAUUGUGAACGAUCCUGAAGAUGAAAAACCGUUUGGGAAGAAUUCCAAAGGAUUUUCUGGAGAAUUCACUCAAAUUGAUUCUCAUACGUUUGAAACGAUAGAAAAUGCAAGACAACAAUCUAAAGCCAUUCUUGUCGAUGAUCGGAAUGAAUAUUUUAUAAACUUGUCGGAUGAUAGAAUUCAAAUUUAUGAUAUGAAUCAUCAUCCUUUCAAAAUAAUCAAAACAUUGAAAUAUCCACUCAGCCAUUGUAAUUGUCUUAGGACUGUUGACAGUGCCGUGUUAUGCUCAACCGAUCACUCUUACUGUCUUGUUUUAAUGUAUGAAGGUCAAUAUCGAAUGAAAUUGAUGAAAAUGAGCGUCAGUGAUGGAUCAUUGAAAUGGGAAACAGUAUUGAACAAGCAUUCUCAUAUUUGUAAAAAGUUUCUUACUCCAGUUAUGGAUAGUCGAGGAAUCAUUUAUGUAGGAGAAACAACAGCAUCACAAAUUUAUGUGAUAUGUAAUGAAACUGGUCAAGUUUUAGAAAAGAUGGGAACUGGUUGUAGAAAACCAUUUAAAACCUCCGUGAAAUGGUUUUCGCAAUUAUCUUUGGACAGGGAUGAUCACUUGGUUGUUUUUUGUUAUGGAAGGAAUGACGUUCCCCUUCUCAAAUUUUUCACACGAAAUUUACAGUAUGUGAAAGCCAUCCAAUUACAAGUGUAUCUGAUGGGACCAAUCAUGCACGAACCAAUUUCAAAUGGAUAUCUUUUUUGUGGCCUUGAUACGCUGUACUUUGCUUCCAGAGAGUUCAAUAUUAUUUCACAAAAAGCCAUGAAUGGUUCUCAGUACUAUAAUCACUUUGCAUUUUCGAAUGGAGUAUUGUUAACAUUUGAAACAUAUAACAACAAGUUGGUCUGUUACAAGUAA
Naegleria lovaniensis is the source of this 918-nucleotide messenger RNA. RefSeq lists its product as uncharacterized. The transcript has a single exon. The record is from RefSeq and is a predicted model, not a curated record. NCBI's taxonomy places the organism in Eukaryota, Heterolobosea, Eutetramitea, Acrasida, Naegleriidae. The coding region runs from base 1 to 918 and encodes 305 amino acids.